Molecule: messenger RNA, 888 nt
Organism: Lottia gigantea (owl limpet)
Lineage: Eukaryota; Metazoa; Mollusca; Gastropoda; Lottiidae
Exons: 6
Biological process (GO): signal transduction
Source: RefSeq, a predicted model, not a curated record
GGGCAAGGACAUAAUUUUGUGCCGUGUCAGUUGUUUAACCCCACUUGGUGUGAUAACUGUGGUGAUUUUAUUUGGGGAUUGUCCAAACAGUGUGUUAAAUGUAUCAACUGUCAAUAUACAUGUCAUCACACGUGUGUACCUUCAGUUUCGUUAGAUUGCAAGACAGUUUCGCCAACAGAGGUACCAUCAACACCAGAUGGCAGUGCCGCAGAGACUUCUCUUUCGGAUAAACGGGCAAUUUUAGUGUCGCCCAAACCUGAAAUUCCGGCUAUUUUAGAGGAUAAAGUGACAGCAGACAUUGUGAACGGUGUUUGUAAGGGAGAUAAUCAAACAGACGAAGGAGGUGAAACAUUCCAGGGCUUUCUCAAGGUCACCCUCAAUUUCAUUCGACCAAUCACAAUGUCUCUAGGAGUUCGACCUCCGUCUAUUUAUGAAAUGUUAACCAAGGAACAUAUAGUGGAACAGAACACUCAAUCAAUAGCCUUCUAUAUGCCUAGAGACACUGUCAAAUCCAUCCAUACAUCAAGUAAAACAACAACAAAAGAAGUGAUAGGAGAUUUAUUAAAGAAAUUCCAUAUUAUAGAUCAUCCUAGAAAGUUUGCUAUGUAUGAACAGGAAUUCGAUGGUCACAAAAUAGUAAAAUUACGGAGAGUCACAGAUAAAGAAUAUCCUCUCCAUAUUUGUUUAAACUGGGAUACGGAAUAUUUAAAACGAUAUAGACUUGUUUUACAGGAGAACGAAACUGGUGAAAUAGUGUGGGAUGGUUUCAGUUUACCAGAGUUAAAUAAUUUCCUUGUUGUUUUAUCUCGGGAAGAAAAUGAAUACAUAUCUCAACUACAAUAUAAAUAUAAAGUUAUGAGACGUAUUAUUACACAGAGAUUGAAAGAA